CCAGGAACUGGAACCAAGCUCUUCCCCUCUCACUGGGUACCUCCUGUCUGCGACUGCCCAUCGGAAUGCCUCCCUAAGUCCACCCCGUUCGACAAUGUCGAACCCGCUUUGACUGGCCCUGUUCCCUGGUUAUGGCAAGCUUUUCCACCUGCCGCACCCACUCCCUAUCCCCCAAGAACGGUAACACAGGACCUGUCCUCUGAGACUCUGGAUGACUUUAUUCUUCAAAUGGCUUUACACUUCCAAUAGUUCCAGGCAUCCAGAGUCUGUGCUAGAGACCUCCCCAAAGGAGCCGGAAGUAGCUGAGUCCCAGGGACCCUCCGUUCCCCAUAUCCAGGAAAAUGUGAUGAGCUACAGGUAUCAGCUUCUAGAUCACCACUUUAACGUUCUAGCUACAAGUGACUCGAGUGGAAGAUCCAGGGACAGCGAGGUCCAUCAGGAAGAUGUCUAAAGAAAUGGCAGACCAAAGAGAAGAAGGAGCAGCUGGGGAAAGAGAGGCAUGCAGAGAUCAGGUCAAAGAAUCGGACAAAGACGAGGAACGACCAGCUGCUUCAUCCCAUGGCCAGGGGUGGCGUCCAGGUGGCAGAGCACCUAGGAACUCAAGGCCUGAACCCGGGGCCAGACCCCCUGCACUCCCCAUCAUGGUCAAUGACCCACCAGUACCUGCCUUACUGUGGGCCCAGGAGAUGGGCCACGUCCUGGCAGGCCGUGCCCGCAAGCUGCUACUGCAGUUUGGGGUGCUCUUCUGUACCAUCCUCCUCCUGCUCUGGGUGUCUGUCUUCCUCUAUGGCUCCUUCUACUAUUCCUACAUGCCGACAGUCAGCCACCUCAGCCCCGUGCAUUUCUACUACAGGACCGACUGUGAUUCCUCCGCCUCCGUACUCUGCUCCUUCCCUGUUGCCAAUGUCUCACUGGCUAAGGCUGGACGUGAUCGGGUGCUGAUGUAUGGACAGCCGUACCGCGUUACCUUAGAGCUUGAGCUGCCAGAGUCUCCUGUGAAUCAAGAUUUGGGCAUGUUCUUGGUCACCAUUUCAUGCUACACCAGAGGCGGCCGAAUCAUCUCCACCUCUUCACGCUCCGUGAUGCUGCAUUACCGCUCAAACCUGCUCCAGAUGCUUGACACCCUGGUCUUCUCUAGCCUCCUGCUGUUUGGCUUUGCAGAGCAGAAGCAGGUCCUGGAGGUGGAGCUGUACCCAGAAUACAGGGAGAACUCGUAUGUGCCGACCACCGGAGCCAUUAUCGAGAUCCACAGCAAGCGCGUCCAGCUGUACGGAGCCUACCUCCGCAUCCACGCCCACUUCACUGGGCUCAGGUACCUGCUGUACAACUUCCCGAUGACCUGCGCCUUCGUUGGUGUCGCCAGCAACUUCACCUUCCUCAGCGUCAUCGUGCUCUUCAGCUACAUGCAGUGGGUGUGGCGGGGCAUCUGGCCCCGACACCGCCUCUCUCUGCAGGUAAACAUCCGAAACAGAGACAGGUCCCGCAAGGAAGUCCAGCGGAGGAUCCCUGCCCAUCAGCCAGGAGGCACAGGGCCCCAAGGCCAGGAGGAGUCCGCUCAGCUGUCACCCAUUACAGAGGAUAGUGAGAGCCGUGCGGGUCCCUCGGAGCCAGAAGGCCAGCUGUCUGAGGAGGAGAAACCAGAUCAACAGCCCCUGAGUGGCGAGGAGGAGCUAGAGCCCGAGGCCAGUGACGGUUCAGGCUCCUGGGAAGAUGCAGCUCUGCUGACGGAGGCCAACCUGCCUGUGUCUGCCCCUGCCCUUGCCCCGGAGACCGUGGGCAGCUCUGAACCCUCCACAGGCACUGUCCGACAGCGCCCCAUUUGCUCUAGUUCCUGAAGAGAAUAGGGCAGAGUCCCCCCACUCCAGCCCUCCCCACCCCCGAUCCCUUUCCCUUUCCGGGGCUCCCCCAAUAAACUCUUUUCAUGCCAGCUGCCUCCCUGACUCUGAAGUGGAUUCAGGGCCAUUUGAAAACGUGAUGUUCCCCAGGCAUCCCCCACCCCGAUUGGAGGAGGUUGUCUUGUCAGGGGCUACCGAUGGGGAAGACCUCCAGACCCUGGACUGUUUCAGGCACAGCUGUUUCCAUUCAUCAGCCUAGGCCGUCCAAGGAGCGAAAACCUGCCCACUCCAUCCAUGUGACUCUCAUCUCCCUCUGGGGAGGGGGAUAGCAUAGGGCGGGUCUGGAAAGCU
Mesoplodon densirostris (Blainville's beaked whale) is the source of this 2186-nucleotide messenger RNA. RefSeq names its product BSCL2 lipid droplet biogenesis associated, seipin (gene BSCL2). Gene Ontology annotation, biological process: lipid storage; lipid droplet organization. The transcript has 14 exons. Bases 444 to 1835 code for a protein of 463 amino acids. The record is from RefSeq and is a predicted model, not a curated record. Lineage: Eukaryota; Metazoa; Chordata; Mammalia; Artiodactyla; Ziphiidae. Gene Ontology annotation, cellular component: endoplasmic reticulum membrane.